Hirsutella rhossiliensis is the source of this 414-nucleotide messenger RNA. RefSeq names its product double-stranded DNA-binding domain-containing protein. The transcript has 3 exons. Lineage: Eukaryota; Fungi; Ascomycota; Sordariomycetes; Hypocreales; Ophiocordycipitaceae. The record is from RefSeq and is a predicted model, not a curated record. Gene Ontology annotation, molecular function: DNA binding. Bases 1 to 414 code for a protein of 137 amino acids. Gene Ontology annotation, cellular component: nucleus; cytosol.
AUGGACGACUCGGAGCUCGAGCAGAUUCGAAAAGCGCGCCUGGACCAGCUCAAGGCCCAGCAGGGCGGCGGCGGCGGCUCACGCAGCGGCGGGCAGCCGUCGUCGGCGGGCGGCCAAGACCAAGAGCAGCAGAAGCAGCAGCAAGACGAAGCGCGGCAGCACAUGCUCAACCAGAUCCUGCACCCCGAGGCGGCGGACCGGCUCGGGCGCAUCCGGCUCGUCAAGCAGCAGCGCGCGACCGACGUGGAGAACCGGCUCAUCAUGCUGGCGCAGACGGGCCAGCUACGGCAAAAGGUGACGGAGGCGCAGCUCAAGGACCUGCUCAACGCCGUGGCGGACAACAAGGAGGAGGAGAAAAUUGUGGUGAGCAGGCGCAAGGGGUGGGAUGACGACGACGACUUGUUGGACUUGUGA